GCGGGCGGGCGGCCGGCAGGCGGGGACAGGGGCCCGCGGCGGGGAGUGCCGGAGCGCCGGCGGCGACGACGGUAGCAGCGGCUGGGCAGCCUCAGUGCGUGGGUCCGCGGCGGCUCGGGGUCCGCCCGCGGGCUGCGGUGCGAGCGGGCGGCCCGGCUCCCCUCCUCCCCCGCCCGCCGCCGCCGCCGCUGCCGCCGCUCUGAUUGGGUGGAAGAUGGCGUUGGGCGGAUGGAAAUCCUAAUGACAGUCUCCAAAUUCGCCUCCAUCUGUACCAUGAUUGUGAAGGCCUUAAGGGGGAGGACCAUCAUUUAUUUCUGCAGUUUGGCGGAGCACUAACUGCUGCAUACAAUAAAACAGUUUCCCAGAGCCCUUCAUUUCUCUUACUGGUCUGGGGGAAGUGAGUCAUGGAUGAGAUUGGAGGGCGCCAAUGCCUCGGCAUUAGAGAAAGAGAUUGGUCCAGAACAGUUCCCAGUCAACGAGCACUAUUUUGGAUUAGUCAAUUUUGGGAAUACCUGCUACUGUAAUUCAGUUCUUCAAGCACUUUAUUUUUGUCGUCCAUUUCGGGAAAAAGUUCUAGCGUACAAGAGUCAACCUAGGAAGAAGGAGAACCUUCUUACAUGCUUAGCAGACCUCUUCCAUAGCAUAGCCACUCAGAAGAAAAAGGUUGGAGUAAUACCUCCUAAGAAGUUCAUUACGAGAUUACGGAAAGAAAAUGAGCUUUUUGACAACUACAUGCAGCAAGAUGCCCAUGAAUUCUUAAAUUAUCUACUAAAUACAAUUGCUGAUAUUUUACAAGAAGAGAGAAAGCAGGAAAAGCAAAAUGGCCGUCUACCCAAUGGCAACAUUGACAGUGAGAAUAACAAUGGCACUCCAGACCCGACAUGGGUUCAUGAGAUUUUUCAGGGAACAUUAACUAAUGAAACCAGAUGUCUUACUUGUGAAACUAUAAGCAGCAAAGAUGAAGAUUUUUUAGACCUUUCUGUUGAUGUGGAACAAAACACAUCAAUUACUCACUGCUUAAGGGGUUUUAGCAACACAGAAACGCUGUGCAGUGAAUACAAAUAUUACUGUGAAGAAUGUCGCAGCAAACAGGAAGCACACAAGCGGAUGAAAGUUAAAAAACUGCCUAUGAUUCUAGCUCUACACCUGAAAAGAUUCAAAUAUAUGGAUCAACUUCAUCGAUACACAAAACUUUCUUACCGGGUAGUUUUUCCUUUAGAACUCCGUCUCUUUAACACUUCAGGCGACGCGACCAAUCCUGACAGAAUGUACGACCUCGUGGCCGUGGUGGUUCACUGUGGAAGUGGUCCCAAUCGAGGCCAUUAUAUUGCAAUAGUUAAGAGUCAUGAUUUUUGGUUGUUGUUUGAUGACGACAUUGUAGAAAAAAUAGAUGCACAAGCUAUUGAAGAAUUCUACGGGUUGACGUCAGAUAUCUCAAAGAACUCUGAGUCUGGUUACAUCCUUUUCUAUCAGUCUCGGGACUGAAGGGAACCGUGAUGAAGAGAUACUUUCUGCCUCAUUUCUUCUCUGGUUAUUUUGGAAAGGAUCAAGCACUGAUUUUUCAAGAAAAGAGAAAUGCAGGAAGCUCAGGGGGCAGUAGCACACUUUGCACACAAUCAAGCAAAGACUUUGGAUUCACAAGCUCUUCCUGUCAUGGUAGUUGAUUGAUUUGCUCAGGUAUCAUGCUGCCUUUGCAGUUCCAUACAACAUGGAAGUGAUACCAGAGAUACCAGCUCCUCUUGUAAAACAGCCUUCCAGUAAUUGACAUGCAUUUUCUCUUUAUUAAUUGCACCAAUCAUGAUUGGAACUCCUUGGGGUGCAGUAGAAAGAAUAGGGAUUUGUGCUAGGUUGUACUGAUAAUUUAAGGAGAUAAUGUCGAACACACUGCGUAUGUUUGCCUGUGUUGAAUAUGUAUAGAAAGAGUAUUUGGUGGUCUUUUGAAGCAUAAACCAGAAAUACAUUUGGGCCCAACACUUGCAGUUGCCUUCCUGAUGUAAAAAAACCCUAACAGAUAACUAGUAUCCAGUGUCAGGAAGACAAAUAUGUUUUGCUUCUCUGAAGAAGCUUAUAAUAAUAUACAGUAUAUGUAUAUGUAGGGAACAACUGGUCAAAAGUGGCUUUUUGUUUUCCCAAGGGGAAUGACUGGCUUUGUAAUUAUAAUUUUUUUCCUUAUUUAUUUUACUUAAAACUGGUGGAGUCUAAGUAUUGUAUGAAGUGCCCAUUCAUUAUUCUGUCAGUAAAUUUGAGCAUAUUUUUAUUAGUUUUUGUCAUUUGAACUAGUCCUUUUGUUCGUUUCCAUUUUUAAGGUGAAUUUUUAACUCUAUUUUAAAUUGUAAGAUAUUUUAAGAAAAACUGCAAUGAAAGGAGGUAAAUAUUCUUUUUCAGGAGGAACUGAUAUCUCUGGCUAAAUAGUUGUCCUUUUGUUAUAGUUUAUAAGUCAGUUAUUUUAUUCAGCUUUAAUUUCAGUAAAGUAAAAAACUAUAGAAAGAGUCCCGAUAGUUGUUGAAAUGGUGAAAGGGUUGGGUGCAGUCAUGGUGGUACACCAGUUUGUGGAAUUCUGAAAUACUCUAAUGAUUCAGUUGAGGCCGCAUUUGGAAAAUUCAUGUCAUAACAGUUCGUUGCUUUCAAACGUCAUUCUUUUCCCUGGAAAGAAGUAAUCCAUCAUAACCCCAGCAGAGUGCGUAGCUAGCUGUAAAAAGAAAACCCUUUGAAGAUUACAUUUUAAUGAAGUAGACCAGGAAUGCACGAAGCAGGUCCUUGUAUUUUCUCCUCACCUUUACAAAUCUUACUGGAAGUGUGUUCAGAAAUUAAACCUUGUGUUUGGUCAGACUUCAUUCUGUUGGGAGUUUUCAGAAGUAAUAUAUCUAAUGUAAAAAGGUCUGUAAACCAUCGCAGCUGCAGCUUUUCCAUGCAUCAGUAAGUUGUCUGACAGUGGCUGAAUGUAACUUGCAGAAAAUAAUUGACUGUAUAUUCAAAAUAAUAGCAAUCAGGCCUUGGACGUUCUUUAUGAAAGUCUUUUCAGGAAGAGAUUUUUUUUUUUUAAAUUGCUGUAAUUUUCUAAACUUACUAAUACUGUUGAAUAUGAAAAACAACAAAAAUGUUUUUAUCUGCUGCUAUUAUUAACGUUUAUUAUCUGUAUCUUUUAGCUCAGGAAAUGACUUCACCUAUUCAUUCUGUGAACAGAUCUUUAACAGGGUCACUUAGCUGAUCGGGCUCUUUAAACAGAUGUGCUGGAGAAAAUUAUGACCUAUUUUGACAAAUUGCUCUUUAAGAUAUAAUUUCUAAUGCCUUAUUCUGGCCAGAAGGGUUUCCUAUAAAUUGUGUAGCCUGCCUGAUCUACCAGCAUUGCACAGAGAAUCACAACCAAGAAUGUAGCAAGGCCAUAGCAGUGGAAGUGGAUAAAUUUUUUUUGAGGGCUGAAACCAAAUUGUCUUGGAAUUUAAAGCUGUGUUUCUGCAGCGUUCAGUAUAGAGAAGAGGAAUAAAAUGAAGCUGAAUCAGUUUUUGCUUGAGUUAGGCCACAGCAUGUGUAAGAGAGCUAGAUGAAGUCAUUUGCAUAAAAGUACAGCAUUGGAAUACUAUAUUGUGUUUGUUUUUACAUUUUCAUUUUAAAAACACAUACAGUAAAAGCCAAGGUUCAAUUUCAUAUUGAAGCAACUCACAGCAUUUCUGUUAAGGUCCAUGCUAGUCACACACUGUUCACAUCUGCACCAGAUUUAAUGGUAGGAUUCUUCAGGGGAGGGACUGUGGUGAUGGUUCUCAGAUUAUUUUUUACUCUUAGUGCAGCUGCAUCUACAUAAAAUGUUUUAAAGCUUAUCAGAAACUCACUAUACUUUAAAAACACAUAGGGUUAGUGUUGGGGAAAAAGUGCAGAGAGAGUGACAAAGGUGACCGGUACAGAAAGCACCAUAAGGUUGUCUGUUACAGGUUGACUGUGAUUGAAAUGAGGGGGGGUUUCAGUUGUAAAUGGUGGCCGAUUGCUGUCUAUGUAUAUGUUUGUUGGGAUGGCUGUCCCAUAUUUUGUAUAUUGGAAUAAAAAUUUCUAUAAAUUAUCGUAACUGAAAGUAAAUAUUCUAAAUUAAGUUUCACUUCCAAGUCCCAUGGCUUCUGUCUUAGAAAAUUCCUUUAGAAGAUUGCUUGAGACAGGAGCCAUGAGACUUUAGGGAAAGGAAAAAAAAGGAAAUGUGUAAUAUAUGGGUCUUGUUGCUCUAACCAUCAGUAUAGGGUUUUUUUCUUUCCUUGAUGGCAGUAGAAAGACCUCACUUUCAUAACAUACUACUCUUGACACUUUCUUUAAAGAUACUCUUCAUUCAAGAUUCUCUCAUGAGGUAUUCAACUGGGAGCUGGGAGGCUAAGGCGCUCAGGUUCUGGCUCUUCAGUGAAUUUAACUGUGUGACCUUGGGCAAGUCACCUAACCUCUCUGUGCUUCAGUCUCCCUAUCUUGUAAAAUGGGAGUAAUACCUACCUCACAGGGUUGUUGUGGGGAUUAAUUAGAUAUAACAUGUGUAAAGCAUCUAAAGUUCUUGAAGAAGGCGCUAUAUGAAUACAAAAUAAUAUCUAUUAAAGUUGGUUUAUUUGUG
Messenger RNA from Manis javanica (Malayan pangolin), 4579 nucleotides. NCBI's taxonomy places the organism in Eukaryota, Metazoa, Chordata, Mammalia, Pholidota, Manidae. The record is from RefSeq and is a predicted model, not a curated record.